AAUUAACUUACUAACAAAAGACAGAAGUUUUUUUUAAAUAUUAUUAUUCUAAUGGUACAUACCGUCAUCGAUUUGUAAAGAAAUCAGCUUUAUUAAAAAGUUUUCUUCUAAUUUCUUCAAUAUUUUUUUACUGCUAAUACUUACUUAUUACUUACAUACUAAAAUGACUAUGGAGAAAUCCCUGGAGGAGUCCAUGUAUCAAUCAAUUUUACGGGAUGAUCAAGAAUCUGUUAGUGUUUUAAUGGCUCGAGGAGCAAAUCCCAACAAAGUAACCAGCCAUGGAAAAACAUGUUUAGGUGAGGCAGUUAAUAUUGGGAAUUUAAGUGUGGUAAAACUCCUCGUUGAUACAAAACCACCACCACCUUUUUCUAAAAAGAGGAGCACGAAAUCUCAAAAAAGAAAGUUCAGACACAAUAGUCACAACGAAGAUACAGUGAUUAAAUAUAAAAACUUGAGUGACAGAAGCUUAAGAAAUUAUCAACUGGAUAAAGAUUCUAAUUCAAAUGAUAGAAAUCAGGGUUACUAUGUUGUGAUACACAGUGAAGGUUCCAGCAGUGAUGAAAGCAGGUUGAAUAGCUUGAAGUCACCGACGAGCCCAAUAUCCUUGCCCUCAACUCCGUUAGCAGAUUUGGAAUGGGAUGAAGAAAUUGGUAACAUUGCCCCAACUACAAAAGAGGAUGAAACAUGGUCUUCAAUGUACAGGUGGUAUGCAUCUAUUUUAGAAAGUACUGGUGCGGCUAUAGCAUCUGCUUCAAAUGUGACAUACGGAGUGGAUCAACAAGAUGCAUUCAUGAGAACUGCUCUACAUUAUGCUGCAGAACAGGGUCAUACUGGAAUUGUUAAAAUUUUGAUAGAUUCUGGUUGCAAAAUAGAUGUUCCUGCAGGUGAUGGCCUUACAGCAUUGCAUAUAGCAGCCAUGAGAAAUCAUUAUGAAAUUGUUAAGCAUCUUCUAGUGGCGGGCAGUAAUGUCAACUAUAAGACACAUGAGAAAAUGACUUCACUACAUUUUGCAGCAUCAAGGGGAUUCUUAGAAAUAGUAAAAGUUCUAGUCAGUAAAGGGGCCAAGCUAGAAGCUCGUGACACAAAUGAACGCACAUCACUAUACUUAGCGUCAGGCAGAGGACACUUAGACGUGGUCAAGUAUCUAAUCUGCAGUGGAGCUAAUGUUAAUGGAGAAGAAAUACAUGGUUACACCCCACUGUGUGAAGCGGUCUGGCACAGGUACAAGGACGUAGUGGAAGUGCUACUGUCUUCCGGGGCACGGAUAACACAUUCUCAUAAACUUCUGCAUAAUGCAAUAAUGCAAAGACAGGAGGAGAUAGUAACAAUGAUGGCCAAUCUAGGGGGCGGUAUCAAUUUACACAACGACAACGGCGACACUCCUUUACUCCUUGCGGCCAGAAUUUCACAACCCAGCAUAGCUCGAAUACUAUUAGAAAAUGGUGCAAAUGCAAACGCGUGCAAUAGUAUAACGGGCGCUAGUAUUCUCCAUAUUGCGGUAGAGUUUAUAGACUGCCCGAAAGAUUUUCAGGAUUUACUCAUGUACUUGCUACAGUACCAGAUUGACAUGAAUGCUGUCGCUCUGACUGGUGAUACGGCGCUGAACCGCGCACUAUUGCUUCAAAGAAAUCAUGCAGCAGUUUUGCUCAUUAGACAUGGUGCUGAUGUUAACUCAUGUGAUGUGAGCUCUUGCGGCCUAGACAAUUUAUCUAUAGCUUGUCAGAAGAGAUCAUCUCACCUCGCCAGCAUACUUUUGAAGGCUGGACAUCAUUUGCCUCAUUUGGAUGCCAAUGUAUCGACACUCAAACAAGGAACUCCAAAAUACGUAGAAUAUUAUAUUUGUAAGCAAGGGUUGAGUCUAUUUGAUCUUUGUAGAAUAAAAAUUAGGAAUAUGUGUAAAAAUAUACCAUUGUUCUCCUAUGUAAAUAGUUUACCACUACCGAAGAGCUUAAUGAGACUUCUCAUGUUGGAAGAUGAAGGUUGUGUAGAUGUAAGUUGUAUUUUCAUCGAAAAUCCAAGAGUAUUUAAAUCAUAAAACCGUAUUUUGAAUAACUUUUAUUGAAAGUUUGAAUACGUACUGAAAAUAGUACAAAGGUGUAUAUUAAUAAUGUGACACUAUAAUAAUAUAUAAAACAUUUGAUUAUGUAGACUACUCAUUCUGUCCUAAUACAUUUAAUUUAAAUUCACACGAAGGUGCUUAAUAACUUGUAUUGCAGUUCUAGUCUGCUUAGAAUGUUGAUCUCAUGUUUUAAUCAUAUAUUUAAAAUUAGUUUUAAUAAUUUUAUUCUAUAUAAUAGUAACAUAAGUAUUUUAUUUUAAUGAUUAUCAUUAUACUUUGUUCUUUUGUAUAAAGUUGUAAAAAAGAUAUAAAUCAUAGCACAUAAUGAUGUUAUGUGUACAAAGGCAUACAUCUAAAAAUAGUGGGAAUACUUUAAGAUCAAUCCAAAUACAGAUACAUCAAACAUGACACAAUAGCAAAUUACAUA
Messenger RNA from Aricia agestis (brown argus), 2486 nucleotides. Its product is annotated as ankyrin-3-like. Gene Ontology annotation, biological process: positive regulation of transcription by RNA polymerase II. The record is from RefSeq and is a predicted model, not a curated record. The transcript is spliced from 9 exons. The coding region runs from base 164 to 2035 and encodes 623 amino acids. Gene Ontology annotation, molecular function: transcription cis-regulatory region binding; protein binding. Lineage: Eukaryota; Metazoa; Arthropoda; Insecta; Lepidoptera; Lycaenidae. Gene Ontology annotation, cellular component: nucleus.